This is a messenger RNA of Aspergillus udagawae, 3777 nucleotides long. RefSeq names its product serine/threonine-protein kinase. The transcript is spliced from 5 exons. The record is from RefSeq and is a predicted model, not a curated record. Gene Ontology annotation, molecular function: protein serine/threonine kinase activity; ATP binding. The coding region runs from base 1 to 3777 and encodes 1258 amino acids. NCBI's taxonomy places the organism in Eukaryota, Fungi, Ascomycota, Eurotiomycetes, Eurotiales, Aspergillaceae. Gene Ontology annotation, biological process: intracellular signal transduction; protein phosphorylation. Gene Ontology annotation, cellular component: cytoplasm.
AUGGAUGGGAUUACCGCCAGUCCUCAGUCAUUCCGUCCUCCUCUGACGGAUGCCACGCAUAGACUGAACAACUGUGCUACUCCAAAGAUUGAAAAAGGAUCACAUAUUGAAGUAGAAGAUCUGCUGAAAACACCAGACCGAAUGUCUAUCGUCACAAGCCCGUUGGCAACCAGAGACAAUGUGGAGAUAAACCGCGCCUCUCCAAAUCCGAACUCUCAAGCCGGCUCGAAAAGAAACUCAGCAAUCUCUACGACUUCUAAUGUUUCUGGGAAGGGGAAAAGGAAAACACACGUUGGGCCAUGGCAAUUGGGAAAGACACUGGGGGAAGGGGCCACGGGCCGUGUAAGAUUGGCCAAACAUGCAGUCACCGGCCAGACCGCAGCCAUCAAGAUUGUAUCGAAGAGGUCUGCCGCAAUUGCCCAGAGCGAAAGCAUUGCAGCAAUGGACCGCAAUGCAAGUCUCUUUAGUGGUACGGGCACCAGACAAAUGCCGUCUGGCAUUGAGCGGGAGGUGGUCAUCAUGAAACUCAUCGAGCAUCCAAACGUGAUCAGCCUGUACGACGUGUGGGAGAACCGGGGAGAACUAUACUUGGUUCUAGAGUACGUCCAAGGCGGCGAGCUGUUCCAUUACGUACAAAACCACGGACCGUUACCGGAGGAAGAGGCAGUUCGCUUGUUUCGACAGAUAAUUGCAGGACUUGGAUACUGCCACAGAUUCAACAUCUGUCAUCGGGACCUGAAGCCGGAGAAUAUACUGCUGGACUCCUGGCGCAAUGUCAAACUUGCUGACUUCGGUAUGGCUGCGCUUCAACCAGCUGGACAUUGGUUGAAUACCUCCUGCGGAAGCCCGCAUUACGCUGCGCCGGAGAUCAUCUAUGGUCGAAAGUACCGGGGAGACAAAGCAGACAUCUGGAGUUGUGGCAUCAUUUUGUAUGCACUGCUAACGGGCUACUUGCCAUUCGACGGGGGGGAUCUUCCAAGUACUUUGCGACAAGUGAAGCGAGGCGAAUACACCAUUCCCGCCGAGUUGAGUGUCGAAGCGGCCGACCUUAUUCAGCGCAUCCUGCAAAAGAGACCAGAGGACCGCAUAACGAUGCAUGGAAUAUGGAUGCAUCCACUUCUAAAGAAGUACGAACAGUUCCAUCAGGCAAUGUCACAUCACUACCUCGGCCCUGCACCACCGUUGACGGCAGAAGAUUGCGGGCCACCAGUACUCAGCAGACAAGAUAUUGAUAUUGAUAUUUUGAGAAAUCUGCAGACAUUGUGGCAUGGCGUCAAAACAGAGGCCCUGAUAGAGCGAGUUCUAAAUCCUCAGCCCACCCAGGAACGAAUGUUUUACAAUGCUCUGAUCAAGUUCAGAAACGAGCAGCUAGAGAAUUACCAGGGCCAGCCUCUCGAGUAUUCAGCCAGUGAUUACCAUCACAUCUCUCGAUUACCAGCUUCCGUUGCAAAUAGGCGCAAGCAUGCCCGGGUGCAAGGUGGUUCUCGGAGACAAGGUCAAAAUUCAACAACAGGCAACGGCAAACAACCUCAAAGUACCCCCAGAGCCCUCAAAUCCUCAGCAACCGAGAAGAGUUAUGACCCAUUCAGGUCUCCACGCCAUAUUGUCGCCACUCCCGAAGUACAGUACGCUCAGGUUACCGUUCAUCGGAAGGGUCCUGAAGCAAAUACCAAAGAUGUGUCGGAUUCUGUUCCGGAUUUAGAAGAUGACAUGAAAGAAGGAGCCGUUGAGGAUAUAGAGUGUCUGCCAAGCUCCCCUUUCUCCAUAGUGCCCAACAAGAAGUCCAAGGCCAGCUUCACCAGGUCUUUUCAGUCAAGGGCUUCCCACUCAUCUACUCGCCGGGUUACAAAUACAACACCUACACCCCGCUCUGCCAGCUAUAAGAGGAACGUUCUAUUUCUUCACCACCGGAAUCGCUCACAAGGAUCAAUGUCUGCAAGACCGAAGAAGACGCGAACAAAUGCCUCGGGCAUUAGCAGACAAGAAAGUGAAUGCAGCAUAAAGUCUGACGUGGACGGCGUCCCCUUCUCAGACCGCUGUGGCAGCCCUUUGCUACCGGUACCACCUAUAGUAGUUAGAGGAGCUGGGAUUACUAUUAAAAACUGCCCUCAAGUCAAGAGAGUUUGCGACGCUGACAUUAUCUGGAGAGACGAAGCGCGCAAGGUCUCUCAUGAACUCAGCCAGAUAUGUGAAGAAGCUUUCAAUGGCGGAUCCUUAUCGACAGGAUGUACGGCCAGCAUUGGAUCAGAGACACCAGCGACUUCUCUUUCCAUGGUCAGCGCUGGAGACUCGCAAAAUCAAAUUACAGGAAGCAACAUCAAAUCGAACCAGCCGUCCAACAUAUUAGGAGAAUCGCCCAACUCCUAUACUGCGACGGAGCUGACCGAGACUCGUCGCAAGCUAAUACAGCACUCAACCCAGGACGGCACUGGGAAUGUUCCAGGCUAUCUAUCCGCUGUUAUCAAUCACCUUGAUCGUCUCAUUGCGCAGGACAGAAUAAGGGAGCGCGGGAAGCGAGACAAGAUUAAGGACAACGGUAACUCUACAUGCGACACCCGGCAGAGAUCUUCACUCGAGAUUGGUAACCUUCCCAUCAUUUCGGAAGAACUCAGCAACUCCUUGGCGAGCGAGAAUGAGAUGAGUAACGGCCAACACGUAACAAGGCACAAUUCCGAUUCCGCCAGUUCUAUUCGGACGAAACGUCAAAGCGGUGAUGGGAAAGCCACAAUCCGAAUGGUUCCUCAUAGUUCUCAACAGUGCUUGGAGGAUAUUAAGCCAUUGAAUAUCCGGAAGAAGAGACAAGUCUCAAACGAGCAUCCUCAACCCAGCGAGGAAAGUAAAUCCAAGGAUGAAAGACCGGCUCGCUCUUCGCAGCGCUAUGCGUCUGCCGACUCUCGUCAAACUCGUUUCCUCUCAGAAUUGGACCCAAUUCAAGAAGUGCCCAAGUCAUCCGGGAUGUCCGAUACAAAACCGUCCGAGAAUAAGAAAUGGUCUUGGUUUCGAAACAGAUCUCAGGGGUCUACCGAGACUAAAAUGAAGACGCCUCUUGUCAAACCCAUACAGCCGAGUUCUGCCACAGUAAUUGUGCAUGAGAUUGAUCCUUCAAUUGACCCUGGGCCGGGUGAACAGACUGAAAAGCCCAAGGACACGAAAGGCACUUCCGACAACAAGAAGGGUGGCUUUUUCAAGAAAUUUAUGAAGAAGAGACACAGCGACAACUUCGAUAAUGGUGCAACAGAACUCGACUUUGCAGACACUAACCCCCUGCUCAAGCGACCAGCGGAAACCGAACGCUCUUUCGACACCGAGAAGAACCAGAAGCCUGUAACCGCUGGGCCAAAAUCAAACGGAAAGAGCCAGAACUGGUUCGCGCGGGUCUUCCAGAUCAAGCCAGCAUCAAGAGUAGUAGCUCUCAACACAUCGAAACUAAAAGGUAGAAAGGACGUUUUGAAGCUACUGCGGGAAUGGAAACAGUUUGGUAUGGAGGAGGCGCACUUGGACAAAGCCAAUGGUGUCAUUCGCGCCAGAGUGGGCGAAGUGAACUGUCUCCGUCUUCGAGCUGUUGACUUCUCCGCCGAGUUCUACACUGUCCUAGAGCAUGGCCGCCAGGCGAAUCUCAGUCUUGUGCGCUUUAGGCAAGAAAGAGGCGCAGCAUCAUCCUUCCACAAGGUGGUCGACACUCUGGAGAUGGUGUUGAAACAGCGAGGCCUACUCGUUGAGGAUCCUGAUCGUGCCAAGAAGAUGGCACGAAUCCUUGACGCUUUCCCGAAUGGUUAA